GCUCCACUAUAUAUCCCACCGUUUCUUUCCAACAUUUUCUCCCUCUUCUUUUAAUCUGCAGGCCAAAUUUGCAGCAGAAGUUAUACUCUUCUGGUCUUUGACAUCAAAGAGUUUGAAGUCUCUAUCAUUAAUGAGCGGGUCACAUCACGCGCCGCCGGAGUUCGACUCCGUCAACGGCGACUCAUUAGCCUCCACGCCUCGCUCCGAGCACCACCAUCACCACACGUACGACGACACCACUACCGCUCCACAGGUGCCACGUGCCCGUUUCAUGUGCAGCUUCGGUGGCAAAAUCAUCCUCAGGCCACACGACAACCAACUCCGCUACGUCGGCGGCGACACUCGAAUCGUUGCCGUGAACCGCCACACUACCUUUGCAGCUCUCCUCGGAAAACUCUCAAAACUGGCCGGAAAUUCCAACAUUAACAUCAAAUAUCAGCUCCCUAACGAGGACCUUGACGCUUUAAUAACCGUCACCACCGACGAAGACGUAGAGAAUUUAAUGGAAGAAUAUGAUCGGCUAACUCAGAAUCAGAAAUCCGCUCGGCUACGGCUCUUCCUUUUUCCUAACGAUUCAGGUUCUAGAGCCAGCACUAUCAGCUCCAUCCUUGACGGUUCAGCUAAACGAGAGCAAUGGUUUGUUGACGCUCUUAAUGGUGGACCGGGUUCAGGUGCGGGUUUAGAGCGUGGGCGGUCCGAAGCAUCAUCAAUUGUUUCUGAAGUUCCGGAUUAUUUGUUUGGGUUGGAUGCUUCUGAUGAUCCACCCCGUGAAUCAAGAUUCGGGAAAAAUAAGAUCAUUUCGGAUCCGGGUUCACCCGCUCCACCCAUUGUUUCUUCCCCAUAUUGUUCUAUAUCAUCAACAAUGACGUCAUCAGCUAUGACAAUGAUUCCGGAUCUACCACCCGUUAAAACAAAGCCCGAUAAGCCAAACCCGAUAACUGAAUCCAAAGAGACGCCGGUUCAACGGCAACAACCAAGCUAUCCGGGUAGUCCGAUUUGGCAUUACCCGGCACCAACGGUGCAAACAAUACCCGUUUACUAUGUUCCAGGUCCGGUUCAUCAACCCGGGAGCAUUCCGGUUCAGUCCAUUCCAAUGCGGGCUCCAUAUGUUCAUCCUUUCCCAGUUCCUCCUAAUCAGUUACCUGUCGGGUAUCCACCAGUUUCGAGUAUAGGGCAAGUUUACAGUGGAAUGAGGCCAGUAAUGGGUGUUGACCCGAAUGAAAUUUCUGCUGCUGCAAGGGUUGUUACAGAAGGAAUGAAUCAGCAAAUGUACUAUGGAGUUAGGAAUUCAGGAGUUGUUCCGGGUUAUGGAGGUCCGGUUAGUGAAGAAAUGCAGGUACCCGGAACUGAUGGAAAGGCAAGUCGGGUCUCCCAAUAAAAAGUUCGAUUGAGAAGCAUAUAUGGUGUGCUACUUAUUGUGUUUAAGCAUUUUGUUUUUUGUUGAUAUUUGAAGCAAAAGUUGCGUCCUUAUAUGCAUUGUGAAUGGUAAAUAAGCUGUAAUUGAUAAUCUGUACUCAAAUAUGUGUGACUUGGAGUCUUGGACGAGUAUUUGACUAGUAAAAAGCAAGUUGUAAAAGCAUUUAAACAAACACAUUGUUUCUUUUUUGGCAUAAUAUAUCGACGGCCACUUAAAGUU
Messenger RNA from Nicotiana tabacum (common tobacco), 1636 nucleotides. RefSeq lists its product as uncharacterized. The record is from RefSeq and is a predicted model, not a curated record. Lineage: Eukaryota; Viridiplantae; Streptophyta; Magnoliopsida; Solanales; Solanaceae. Gene Ontology annotation, molecular function: protein binding.